This is a messenger RNA of Sorghum bicolor (sorghum), 3010 nucleotides long. RefSeq lists its product as uncharacterized. Gene Ontology annotation, biological process: regulation of growth. The transcript has 13 exons. The record is from RefSeq and is a predicted model, not a curated record. Lineage: Eukaryota; Viridiplantae; Streptophyta; Magnoliopsida; Poales; Poaceae. Bases 316 to 2628 code for a protein of 770 amino acids.
GCGACCGACCGCGACGACGCAACACCCAACAUCAGGCAGGAACUCAAACCGGUCGGACUCCACGCCGACGCACCGAAAAAGAAGAAGAAGAAGAUAGCAGGCGAGGCGAAGGCCCAAACGUUCGGGGGGCGAGCGGGAUUUGGAAGCUGCGCAACGCGCAUCCCAAAUCCCCCAAUCCCGACGCCCACCCGACCCCGUCGCCAGAUCUCGCGCCCCUCCCCGGGGCUCGAUCGGAUCAGCGGCGGCCGGCGAUUCGGGGACGGGGAGAUCUCGCCGAGGCUUGGGCCGGGCCGGGCUGGUGGGAGCCGGGGAGCCAUGGCGUCGGCGCAGGCGCCGUCCUCCGCCGCCGCGCCGUCGCGCAAGGACCAUCUCGAGGCCGGGAAGAAGCGGCUCGAACAGUUCCGCAAGAAGAAAGCGGCGAAGAAGGCCACUGCAGCUAGCACGGAGCAGGCAAAAACGCCUACUCCUGAUGUAGCGGAGAACCCUCCUCCAAUUGCCAAUACUAUUAGCUUGGGAUAUGGGCCAGUGUCUGAUGUAGAGCCAAACCAAGCGAGCACGUCUUCGGUGCCAUCGGUUGUAUAUGAGAAUGGCCCAGCGAGUGCUUCCAGAGGUGCAGAAUUCCUGUCAAAUGGUCCAGUUACUGUAAAUACUUCUGUUGGUGUUAGUAAUGUUAGACCCCAGCAAGAUGCUGUUAGUGAUGGAGGAAGUAAGUUCUAUGGGAACUUAAGCUUCUCCGACCUUGUUAAUGGUCAUCAUGAGAACUGGAGAGGUGACGAAGCCCGUAAAAGGGACGAGCACAGCCCUGACAAGGAUGUGCAAUCAACAUCUAAAUUAAGUGCUUUUGGGAACAACAGCAGUUUAACUUUACCUUCUACUGACAAUGUGCCAAGUUGGGGAAGAAAUUCUUUGUCAAGUCAAGUACAAGAUACCAAGCAAUCUAGUUCAUAUUCAUCCAGCACCCUUUUUGGAAAGUCUGAAAAUGCCUACACUCAGGAUUACUCCACAAACAAUGAUAUCUUUGGUCGGUUGAGAGCUACCUCCAAAGACUCUUCCCAAGUGGAGCAAUCUGUGUAUGCCAGCAUACAGGAUUAUGGCAAUGCCUUCAAUAGUUCAAGGAUUGCUGAUACUGCAGAUCAUGAUACAAAUAUUGGAAUAACUCAGACAUCUGCAGACUCCACACCUGUUAAUUUUGAAAGACAGGAUCCUUUUCUGUCAUCUGGUUAUCCAACUACGUACACUCGAUCAAGGCCAUCAUUUCUUGAUUCGAUUGGAGUACAAAGAGCCCCUCCAACAACUCAAGCCUCAUACAGGGAGCCUGCAAAGACUAAUCAACUAUCCAGCAAUUUGAAUUAUCAGAGUCCAUUUUUGCAGCAAUCAAAUCAACAAUCCACUGGAAGUAAUGCUACAGAUAUUUCUUUUGCAUCAGAAAGUCAGAAAUAUAGUCAUGAAAAGGGGUCAUAUGGCAGCUCCAACCCUCCUGAUUUCUCACUUCCCAAAGAAGAAAGAAGUAUACAGCAUGGUAAUCAAACAUUCCAAAACUUCACAACUCAUGGGAAAGAUGAUGAUUUUGCAGCAUUAGAGCAGCUCAUUGAAGAUUUGACAAAAGAGAAGUUUUCCUUACAACGUACUGUUCAGAAAUCUCAAGAGCUAGCAGAAACUUUGGCCACAGAUAACUCUGCAUUAACUGAUAAGUUCAACCAACAGGCACAUAUAAUCAGCCAGUUGACAUCUGACAUGGAGAGAUUGCAGGAAGAAAUUCAAGCUCAACUGCUGGCGCUGGAGUCUGUCAGGACCGAGUAUGCUAAUGCACAACUAGAAUGCAAUGCUGCAGAUGAGAGGGCGAAAGUACUUGCAGCUGAAGUCAUUCUACUAGAAGAUAAGGCUUUGAGACUGAGGUCAAGUGAGCUAAAACUUGAAAAGGAAAUUGAAGGUUUACAUUCUGAGAUUUCUUCUUACAGGCGCAAAGUUUCUAGUCUAGAAAAGGAGCGCCAACAUCUCCAAUCUACCGUUGAAGCUCUUCAAGAAGAAAAGAAGCUCCUAUACUCUAAAUUGAGGAACAUUCCUAUGAAUGAGAGGGCAACAACUACUGUAGAGAAACCUUCAGUUGAGAAAAGAGAUGCAUCUACUGCCACAGAGGAUUUAGAUACUGGGGAGCUCAGCUCUUCAGAAACGCUGACCAGCACUGUUGACACAUUGGAAGAUGCUGGAACUUCUGUUAGGCGUUCCAACAUUAUGUCUGAUUUUCCUUCCUUAGAAGAGGUCUCAUCUAGCAUUCCGGAUGAUCAACUUAGAAUGAUCGACAACAUCAAUUCUUUGAUGUCAGAGUUAGCAGUGGAGAGAGAAGAGCUGCUGCGAGCACUGAGAAUUGAGUCAUCCAACUGCUCCAAGCUGAAGGACUUGAAUAAGGACCUAACACAAAAGUUGGAGAUUCAGACACACAGGCUUGAACUAUUGACUUCUCAAAGGAUGGCUAACGAGAAUGCCCUAGCAAAACCAAUUGACACACGCUCCAUCAAUGAUGCAGCAAUUUAUGCGGAUGAAGGAGAUGAGGUUGUGGAACGGGUGCUUGGCUGGAUAAUGAAGCUCUUCCCAGGAGGGCCAAAGCGGCGAACCAGCAAACUUUUGUAAUGAAAAUAGAGCUCCUAGUAUACCAGAUGUUUCCUUCAUUUAAGGCUUGUUUAGAUGAAAGGGGUUGCCCUAGGAGCACCAAGUAUUUAGUUCAAAUUUGAACUAAAUUUUAAGGAAUCUGUUCCAAAUCCCCAAUAUCCAAACAUGCCUUUGUAUAAUUUGUUUUUUUGUUUGCCCGGGGUUUUGCUGAUAGCAUGGUGAGAAGCUGUAUAUUGGAGCCAUUCAAUGUAACCAUUCUUUUUUUUUUUGAAAGAAGAUAAUAUACUUCCCUGGAGUAUGGGGCUGCAGCCUGUAUUGGCAAAGGAAAAGAAUAGUCGUAAAGAAUAGACCUCUUUGUGUCAAUUGAACAUUUUCUUUCAUUAUACGAGUUGAAUACGCAGCC